Macroventuria anomochaeta is the source of this 1448-nucleotide messenger RNA. RefSeq lists its product as uncharacterized. Bases 327 to 1325 code for a protein of 332 amino acids. The record is from RefSeq and is a predicted model, not a curated record. Lineage: Eukaryota; Fungi; Ascomycota; Dothideomycetes; Pleosporales; Didymellaceae. The transcript has 2 exons.
UGCGCGUUCUCCAAACGAUAGAUCAGCUCGGAACCUCAGUCUUCCAGGCGCUAGAAGGACCUUGUGCAGAACACAGUGGUGUUCUGCACGGAUGAGGCUUGCCGAACGCUCACAAUGACAGGUUUAAACGGGUUGGACGUGUCGCGGUGAGAAUGAUCGAACGCGCAUGAGGCGCGGCAGGAGGUGUUCCGGAUUUUAGGACAGGUAGGAGGAGCCGGGUUUGGAUCUUUCAUAACUUUAGAACCUGUCUUGUGUUGCGCGGUCUUUUCUUUCCUUCUUUCUUCAUUUUCGAAAUCUGACUGCCGCCUGGGAGCGCCGUCUGCAAAAUGCCUCUCAACAACAUGCUUGACCUCAGUCUGUUGGACCUGGCACUUAUCUGCCACCCUAUCCUCGCACUUCUUCCACAUCUCUACUCUAAGACACAACCAAAAGCUUCCAGGAGACAGUACCUCGCCCUCUCCUUCCUCGCCCUCUUCGCUUUCCGCUACCACACAACCUCAAAUCCACCGCCGAUCCUCACCACCCCACUGGACACAGACCUAUGCCAAACCUACGACUUACCCAACCCAAUCGCCCACCUCUACCCCGGCAACGCAACCGGCACACUAAACGGCACAAUCAGCGUCCUCCCCAUCCCGCUUACCCUCGCCCGGCAACUCAUCCCCUCACAAUACACCAUCCUUACCUCCGCGUACCAACACCUCUUGCCUGAUUUCCCAGCAGACGCGUACCCCGCGAUUCUGCAAGCAGUACACGACCACGGAGUCCAAGCCUUCGGGUACAAAAUCCCAGACUUCACACGGGCCGGGAUCGAAUUCCCAUUUCUAGACAUGUUCGAUGACGGGACAUCAUUCAAAUGGGCGCCCUCGUUGCUCAUGACUGCAGGCCACGAAAUCGCACUAAAGGGCGCGAUGGACUACGGCACGCACACAUUCCCCGCGUCCUUCGACCCGGCGUGCGACGCGUACCGCUCCACCGGCGCACCGGGCACUACAUCUUUCUCCGCUACAUCCUUCUCCUCCAUCGCAUCAAUCUCCACCACUUUCGCCCCAGCUGAAGGAUGGACGUACCCCCUACAAUUCUACAAAAACAUCACCAACCAGCCCACCUUUGCAGACGGGAAGACGUGCGAUAACAUGAUCCGGCUGUUUAAUACUAGUGUUACGACGAGUAUUGAGACGGUGAGGGGGAGUGUGAGGGCCAAGAUACCGCCGUUUGAGAGGGAGGAGGUGUGGGAGGGUGUCGAGGGGAUCAGAUUAGAUUCGGCGUUUCUUGAGAACAAUUAUUUGAGUUGUGAGGGGUUUAGGGGGUAUGGGUCGUCGUAGUAGGUGGGAUGGCGAAAAGUUGAGUAUGGAGGUAGCGGCAUGGCAGGAGGUCAGACACGUAGUAGCAUUGUCACUUACGAUACCCAAUAGAGCAUGUGCUAACCGAACGUUUUGGACCACAAC